CUCCGUUACGGUUACUUGGAUUUCGAUACGGUUGCGAAUGAAUUCUUCGAGUGAGUCGCAUAUUUACGCGUGUACAAUUCGCAAAAUGUAUUGGUGCCAUUCUUAAAUACACUUUCGUAAAUACAACAAUAAUAACGUGAUAUUUAAGUGAAAUAAUUUGGAUUAUCGUCGAAUUUGUGCCACAAUAAAAUCACGGUUUCAAAGCAGUAAUAACCAAAGACAUUUAAACAAUAUUGACGUAUAUUCUGAUAUUCGUAUUCAUAUUCACUUCAUAAGACUAUUACCAUUUACUAAUAAAAAAUGAGAGGAUUGAUCGUGAAAUGGAAUACAAACCGUAUUGCAUUAAUUAUCAUGCCUAGAGUGAUCGAUUGAAAUGAUUGUAUGAUACUUACGAAAUUGAAUUUGCAGAGCCCGAAAUUUCUAUCUCAUAUGUUCAAGUGAACUCCAUCGGUAACCGUCCGAAUGAACUGCUGUAUCUGACGCGUGGUAAUGGUGUAUUGGCGCAAGCCCCUGCGGCUAACGAUGGACAAGCGUGACGCGAAGACGCGGCUGGUGUGUGCGCUGCUGUUCGUGUUCGUGUGUUGCGGCGAACAAAUCACUGCCGAUUUCGACGUCGGCGGUGGCGGAGUACAAGCUGACAACGAUGACGUUAGAAGCGGUUCGCGCGAGGCGGUAGUUGACUCCGCUGCAGCGGCGGACAGCAGCAGGAAGCAGAGAGUGCACCACCACAAACGCCAUUUGUCGAGAUCUUCAUCGGCGGUCGACUAUGCCCCGGGGAACGCACUGAUUAACGAGCUCGGAAAUCCGGACAACAUGUUCGUCACCGAAAACGGCACCGUUGUCACGUCACAGAUCGGCGGCACCGCAAUUCUCCCAUGCGCCACCGUAAAACCAGGAACGGCCACGGUGUCUUGGGUCAGACGGAUAGACUAUACAAUUUUAACAAUAGGGACGAGAAGUUAUAGCAGCGACAAAAGGUUUUACGUUGACCACACCAGACAUUUAAAGACAUGGAAUCUAGAAAUAACACCAGUGGAAGCAUCAGAUGCGGGUUUAUACGAAUGUCGUAUAGCCACACAUCCAACAACCAGCAAUUUUGUACAUUUAAAAGUCACAGAGGCCAGAGCGGAAAUCCUCGGCUCACCGGACCUGUAUAUUAUGAGCGGCAGCAGCUUAAGACUGGUGUGCCGGCUACAAGGUUCAACGCAAGCCCCACUGUUCGUGUUCUGGUACCAUUCCGAUAGGAUGAUCAAUUUUGACACGGAUCGGGGCCUGGUCGUGCACAUCAAUAGCACGGAAAGCGACCUGAUUAUGCCGUACACAAAUACGUCGGACAGCGGCAAUUACACAUGUCAACCACAAAACAUAUCGCCGGCCACGAUUCACGUGCACGUGCUUCAAUCUGAAGUACCGGCGGCCAUGCAACACGGGGUCCGUAGCUCGACUUCGGGGUCAUUCGCCAUCUCCAACUGUGCUAUGUUUACAAUAAUCUAUAUGCUUUUGCAAAUGUUAAGCUAAAAUGGACUGGAAUUUAGUAGGGUCUUAACUACUAUUAUAUACGAUAUAUUAUAUAUUAUAAUUUUCCAUCAUAUUAAUAAUAAUUAUAUAUCUUGUCUUCAA
Rhopalosiphum maidis (corn leaf aphid) is the source of this 1620-nucleotide messenger RNA. RefSeq lists its product as uncharacterized. The record is from RefSeq and is a predicted model, not a curated record. The transcript has 9 exons. Gene Ontology annotation, biological process: synapse organization. Gene Ontology annotation, cellular component: neuron projection membrane. NCBI's taxonomy places the organism in Eukaryota, Metazoa, Arthropoda, Insecta, Hemiptera, Aphididae. Bases 490 to 1518 code for a protein of 342 amino acids.